This is a messenger RNA of Pelodiscus sinensis (Chinese soft-shelled turtle), 952 nucleotides long. The record is from RefSeq and is a predicted model, not a curated record. NCBI's taxonomy places the organism in Eukaryota, Metazoa, Chordata, Testudines, Trionychidae.
CUGGCUGUGGAGCCACCCCAAGGACAAGCACUGUGUGCAGCUGGUGGGCUUCUACCUCAGCCAGUGGAGAGACUGGGACUGCGACCACAGCUGCUCCUUCAUCUGCGAGAUGCCCGCUGCAGACGCCUUCCCUGGCUCCGUGAGGCUGGCGCGUUUCCGCUCCCACUGCUAUGCCUUCCACUUCCCGGCCCCGUGGGGCAUGCGGACCUGGCCCCAAGCGCUGGCCUUUUGCCAGCAGUGGGGGGGGAGCCUGGCAAGUGUCGGAGAUGAGGAGGAGAAUGCCUUUCUGGCUGCUGUGGCUAAUUUGCCCGGCCAGUGUGCAGUGAUGUCUCUCCACCCGUCCGACCUUUCUCGACACGGGACAUGGGAGCCCCGAGGCUGCGACACACGGCCCCAUGCCGAAGCCACCGGCUUCUUCUGCAAAUCCAGCCAUGGUUCCUGCGGGCCCCCCGCUCCCGUGGAGUUCCCCCUCCCCGGCGGGAUGGGCCCGUAUGCCACAGCCGAUGUCGUUUUCUCCAUGCCCUGCCAUGCCGUGGGCACCGUGGUGCUGACAAAGGCCUCCAGCCGGGCGGUGCUCCUCCAGCUGCGCCUGGAGUCCAACGCCACCCAUGUGUACGGCAGCCUGGCUGCUGAAUUCCCCGGGGCGUCCCUGCAGCAGGAGCUGGCUCCGGUGCCCUUUUCCGCUGGGCAGAGCACAUGGGGCUUCAUCACCCUCCCGGCUGGUGUGAUCGGCUUCUUCAACCACCAGGAGCAUUUCCGCGUGGCCAGCGAGCGGCCCGUCUCCUUCGCCAGCCUGGGCGCCUUGCUGGUCUCCGGGGUGGCCGUGGUUAACGCGUCUCUGGGUGAGCGCCUGUGCUGGGGGCCGGGGGAGGCAGGGAAACCCGGGCUCCUUGGCCCCAGGCAGACCUGCGGGCUGUGCCCAGGGAAUUGCUGGGCUCUGCUCACUUCCUAG